Molecule: messenger RNA, 906 nt
Organism: Orbilia oligospora ATCC 24927
Lineage: Eukaryota; Fungi; Ascomycota; Orbiliomycetes; Orbiliales; Orbiliaceae
Exons: 5
Coding region: 1-906 (301 amino acids)
Biological process (GO): proton motive force-driven ATP synthesis
Molecular function (GO): proton-transporting ATP synthase activity, rotational mechanism
Source: RefSeq, a predicted model, not a curated record
AUGCUCGCCAACGCCGCUCGUCCCGCCCUUAGGAGGGCCGCCAUUGCCGUCGUCUCCCGACCGGCCGUUGGCGCCCUUACACCAGCCGCUGGAUAUGCCACUCUCAGAGAAAUCGAGGGACGUCUCAAGUCUAUCCGAAACAUCGAGAAGAUCACCAACACCAUGAAGGUCGUCGCCUCGACAAAACUCAACCGCGCCAUGCGAGCCAUGACCGAGUCCAAGGCCUUUGGUGAAACUUCCAACAAGGUCUACGAGGAGGCCGAGACGAAGAUCCCUCAGGAAGCCAAGACCCUCAUUGUCGUCGCCUCUUCGGAUAAGGGUCUCUGUGGUGGUAUCCAUUCCGCAUUGACCAAGGCCACAAGGAAGAAGCUGUUGGAGAACCCCAAUGCCGAUUUGGUUAUCCUCGGCGAGAAGUGCAAGGCUCAAUUGCAGAGAGAGAAGAGCCAGAGCAUUGUCUUGAGCUUUGCCAACGUAGGAAAGGAUAUCCCAACUUUCACUGAGGCUCAGGCCAUCGCGGACCAAAUAUUCCAGCUUCCCAAGCAAUACGACAACAUUGAAGUCCUCUUCAACUCUUACCUCAGCCCUGUCUCUUACGACCAGAAAACCAUUCAGACCUACUCUGUGGACUCUUUCCAGGAAUCCGCCAACUUCUCUGCUUUCGAAAUCGAUGACGAGGAACUACCCAACCUUCGCGAGUUCUCUCUGGCAAACGCAGUCUACUGGGCCUUGGCUGAGGGACACGCAUGCGAGCAGUCCGCCCGUCGAAAUGCCAUGGACAAUGCAUCGAAGAAUGCCGGAGAGAUGAUCCAAAAGUUCCAGAUCUUGUUCAACCGUACCAGACAGGCUGUCAUUACCGGUGAAUUGGUUGAAAUUAUCACUGGUGCUGCUGCGUCCGAAGAAUCGUAG